This is a messenger RNA of Paramecium sonneborni, 891 nucleotides long. Lineage: Eukaryota; Ciliophora; Oligohymenophorea; Peniculida; Parameciidae. The record is from the annotation of a GenBank genome assembly.
AUAAUUAUUAAGUGGCCAAAUGGAUCAUAAUAGAGACAUCAAAUAUUCAACUUUGAAGGUGUCGGACACAGUUCAAUUUGGAGGAAUAAUGACAAAGGAGGAGUGCAAAGCGUUAGCUAAGAAAAUCAUGCAAAUUUAUGAUGGGGAUGGAAACGGCACUUUAGAUUCUUUUGAAGUUGGCUACAUUCAAUCAGAUUGUUAUAGGGCCAUGAAUAAAGGGUUUAAUCCAACUCCAACAGACAUUGCCGCUUUUUCUAGAAUCAUCGAUAGUAUGGAACUUAAUAAUUAUUAUAGGACGGUAAUGUGGUAUGGUGACUGAUAAAGAUAUUGAAGCUCUUUGCAUAAAAUACUUUGGAGGUAAUUUUGAUAGAAGUGAAAGAAGUGAAAGAGUGGUACCUGAACAAACAAUAAGUUAACAAAGAACUUAUGAGACAAGCUCAUUCAACAGAUAAGUCUCAAGUAAUCAAAAUAGUAAAGUCAUUACAGUUCAACAAUAAAGUAUAGUCACAAAUUAAGUUUCAUCAAUUCCUAAUUCACCUCCUGUCAGAAAUACAUACAGUCAGGUAGUUUAGGAGAGAUUGGAAGUGGCUAGAAGAAUAUUUAGAAUGUUAGAUACUGAAAAAAAUGGAUUUAUCACAGAAAAGCAUGUAAGUUAAAAAGCAUAUAAUUUAGGUUCCAUAAUUGCUCCAGGAAACAUAUAAAUUGAUGGGAAUGUCUAUUGAACCAACGCAAGAGGAUGUAGAAUUAUGGAUGGAAAUGGCAGAUGAAGACAGAGAUGGAAAGGUGUUUUUAAAGGAUUAUGAGGCCUUGGUAAUUAGAAGUCUAAAAUAAUAAGGAAUUGUUUUAGAAUGAUUCAAAUAAAUCAACAUUAAAAAAUUGAGUUUAAUAAAG